AUGCUUGACACCACAAAGACUCUUGGAUUCUCGAAACCCCAUGGAGACUGCGACUUUCGUCAACAUCAUCCCGGUGAUGAACGAGAAUUCAAUGAUUUUGUAGAGAGAGUUUUUGGAAUUCUUAAAGAUCUCCCACGUCAAGAGAAGCCCUACAUAGAGUUAGUCUUUGAGAUGUCAAGCAGUGGAUCUCGCGUCACAUUCACGCAAAAAGGAAUGCAGUACAUGGAGCUCUUUGACACGUGGAAGGAUUUCCCAGAACUCCCUAUGAUAUCAGUCUUUAGAGCGUGCGGAUCUACUGAUACACCUUCGUUCACGCCUGGGGAUAUGUGUCGGCUUGCAAGUAAGAUGCCACGGUUGGAGAAGUUUGGGGUGAGGGCAAUAGAAAGUAUACGAGAGUAUGUCUAUGGGGAUGCUCUAGUCAGAAACGACCUUGCCAAGUCUUUGGAUUUGCUACCAAUAGCUGUGCAAACGUUGCUUAUCGACUACCAGCGGGAAAGGAUCCCAGACCAGACUUUUGAGCCUCUAAGUAUCAUGGCAGCUGAUUCAGACGCCGAUGUUCUCUCCGAAGCCGUACAACGACUUACCCAGAGAAGCGGUAUUCGAGAGAUCAUCCUUCUUGCAAGCAUCGACAGUGCUGUAUUCCAACCUACGAAAGCAAAUCCUUGCUGGCCGACCCUCGAGAGUUUCACAUUCGCAUUUUGCGACGUUCUUCCUUCUGGUGAAUGGGUAGUCACUGGUGAAAAUCCUUUAUCAGCAGAAGAAGAAGAACGUCAACGACAGGAGACCCGCGAAUGGGCGACUGAUGGAAUCUACUGCCCCCCAGGCUGCGAGAUAGAGAACAGCUUCAAAUCUCGCAUGAAAGAGGCAGUCAUGGAUCGUUUUCUUGUGGCGGCGGCAAAUGCUGUUUGCCGCAUGCCCAAGAUUAAAACUCUCUCAGUUCGACAUGUCUUUGAUCCUACUGAUUUUGAAGGGGAUAUAUCGCGUGCGGGGUUUAGCUUCAGUACGGCAAAGGGCCUGAUGGUGCUUGGGAAGAUGGAUAUCCCUGUACUUGGUAGCGAUGUUCUGGAGGCUUGGAGAACGGCUGCGAAAACUCAUGAUGUUGUGUUUGAUCGGUGUCUAACAAAUGAGUUGGAGGUCGCGGGGAGAUAUGCCAAUGAGUUUGGACCCGAGUUUCAAUGGGACGACCAGGAUGUUUAUUUAUUCUAA
This is a messenger RNA of Fusarium subglutinans, 1206 nucleotides long. RefSeq names its product atp-dependent dna helicase. The transcript has 3 exons. Bases 1 to 1206 code for a protein of 401 amino acids. The record is from RefSeq and is a predicted model, not a curated record. Lineage: Eukaryota; Fungi; Ascomycota; Sordariomycetes; Hypocreales; Nectriaceae.